CGAAAGUGAGGGUUGUCCAUGUUGGAUUUGGAAACCCAAGUGGCACCUCAAGCUCUUCGAUCAUUGACAUGAUCAAGUGCUCUGAAGAAUCCUGCAAAAUUUAGGGCGCUGCCCAUGUCAUAAGCAGACCAUCCUAAAGAAGGCACAAAGUCCGCUUCUUUGGCAUGGGAUCAUUAAGUAUGGCACCUCUUGGUGUCAAGCUGCCGAGUCGACCGCAGAGCGCCAAGUCGCCAAGCCGACCCCAAAGUGCCAGGGUGCGACCGCAAAGCGCUCAGAGUCGACGGAGCGAAGGAGAUGGAGGUCCUGGCGGCAUGCUGAGCUACAAGGGUCUUAUGACCAGACAGCAGCACCAGAACAGGCCCACUAGUGCUGGGCGGCGAAUCCUCCCUGCCGAGCUGGGCUUGUCUGGGCGGAGGGUCCUUACUUUGCCGUCACACGUGGACAAUUGUGAUCAAGGAGAAAGUUGCUGUUGGCGUUGGUUAGCCCAUGCGGUCUUGAAAGAGGCCUCCUGGUUGAAGGAAGAUCUCGACACUCUCCGGAAGGAGCAUGCUGAGCGCCUGGAACAUCAGGCCAAGGUGGAGCAUAGCACCGAAGAGCUGGCGGAGCUGCGUGGUGCUCAUCGGACCUUGCAGUCAGAGCUUCGCACAUCACGAGAUCAGUGCGACACCUUGAGGCAAGAGCUCCUAUUGGUGAAGACACAAGUUGCUCAAAAGCUCAGCCGAGAAGAGGACCUUCUGCAAGAUGUGGCUCGACUGAAGGAGGAGAAAUCCGAGGCGAGCUCGAAGGCGGAACAUGCCAUGCAAAGGCAGAUGGAAAUCGAGCGUGAGAAUUUCAAGAUGCACGCUGAUGCAGAGGACCUCAAACGGCAACUGCUCUUUAUGGAGGACGACAAAGCUCGCUCGGAAGGUCUCUUGAAGGCCCUCAAGAAGGAAUGUGAGGAGAUGCGGCAGGCGCAAGAAGAGGCCGCCAAGCGCCGCAAGGCGAGGCAGAGCGCCAAGGCUAAAGCCAGGAGUGGCAGGCGUUGAAGAGGCACCUGUGACCCAGCGGCAGUUUUCAACAUUAGGUGCCUGUCAAAGUUGGGUGUGCUGAGGACUUUGCUGGUUUUGUUUGGUGA
Molecule: messenger RNA, 1114 nt
Organism: Durusdinium trenchii
Lineage: Eukaryota; Dinophyceae; Suessiales; Symbiodiniaceae
Source: the annotation of a GenBank genome assembly